AGUCUGACAGUAAAUUUCUGCCACCGAAAGUGGAUGUUCGUGUGAAUUGCGACCGUUUGUUCUCCGUGAAAACAUUGUGUAUUUUGUUCGUUUCGUGACUUAAAAAAUUGAUUAUUUCUAUGAUUAUCUAGUUUUACUUUAGUGAAGUGCUUUUUAGUGUAUUCAAGUGAACAACAUUGUGAGAAACGUGGUCAAAAAUCGGGAAUCGGUGCGGUUAUUUCAAGUUCGCCGGCUGUCUUGUUGUGAUUCCUACGAUGUAGCGUGAGCAUGGAGGCGAGACGGUGAAAUUAUCGAUAAAAUAUCCCCAUCACUAAUAUCGUAGUGUAAGUUUCGAAUGUGAAUAUAAAAUGUGCGUGUGUUGUGUCGUGUGCGCCGCGCGUGACCGUAACCAGUGAUGUCAAGUGUCGAUAGUUGUGUUUAUCGAUAGUCGACGAUGGCGACUAUGGAUUUGACCAACGAAGUGGUCCAGUUGCGGGCGGAGCUGGAGAAGGUGUCAGCGGAGAGGGACAUGCUGCUAUGCGAGGUCUCUAACUUGCGACGGGAGCUUGAGCUCAGCGAGCUGAAGCAACUGCAAGAUGACGGCUUCUCUCAGAAGGUGGACGAGGAGGAGUCCGGUAGCGGCGUAACGCUGCACCCCCCGGACGGUUUCUAUUCGCACCAGCAUUCGAUACACAGCGGGCACCAUGGUCACAACGCGGAGCCCGACCGGGGCUACAUGGAGGGCAAUAGAUACGUCACCGCUGUACACCGACCGCUGCAAGGUUUAAACCACUCAAACUCGUCAUGCUCGUCGGCAUCGAACGCGUCUACCGGCGCCGGGCUGUGCGCGGCCGCCGCCGAGCCCGCACCGCCUCUCUACAUCGCCGCGCCGCCAGAGGGCUUCGGCCUCGCCGUGCACAACAACAGGCGUGGCACAGACGUUGGGAUCAUUGGAACAACGGGGAUAACCCAAAAAGACCCGAGUUUGCCCUCUAAGAGGGGUAAAUUGACUAGAGGUCGUUAUGAGAUGUCUCAAGACCUCCUGGAUAAACAAGUAGAGAUCCUGGAGAGGAGAUACGGAGGUCUACGUGCACGGCGCGCAGCAGUCACAAUACAGCGCGCGUUCAGACGAAGACAACUCCUAAAGAAAUUCAGUGCUAUCACAGCGAUGGCCAAAGCUGCCGACUCUAAUGCAAGACGGCUACAGGACGGUAGCGAUCACGGACAACUUGUUAAUGGUAACGAUAUAUAUGCGAACACGUUGUUACAAAAGAGUCCCGCGGGAACAGAGAAGAUGAUGGCCAUGACGAGGCCGAUGCGCUCGAUGUCACUGCGCGAACGACACGACGUCGAUAUCAGUAACCACAUGGCAUGUGAGGCGCAGAACGAAGCGAUGGUGGAGGCGAUGGUGGCGCGCGUGCAGCACUCCGCGCAUCAAAUACACAUGAUAGCCAGCGAGUUGCCGCCGCAUCAUCGCAACGACACCGACAGCGGGGUGUGCAGCUGUUCAGUGAGCGGAUCCGUCACCAACAUAUCCACCUCCUCCUCGCACAAUGAAUCUCUGCACAAUCAUCAGCUGCUCAAUAACUCAGGUCCUAUAUACGGCAACCUGCUGUCGUCAGGCGGCAAGCCGCUGUCGUCUCCCAGCGCGCGCCAGCAGCAGCAGCUGGCGGCGCUGCAAGCUGCCGCGCGCAGGCUGCCCCCGGAGGUGCCCAAGAGGACCAGCAGUAUUACACUCAAUGCGGAGAGCCCUGUGUCGCUGCGGCGUGCGGAGUGCGGCGGGGGCGUGCGCGGCGGCUCCAUGUCCUCCGUGCAGUCCUCCUCAUCCUCAUCCUCGCAGGAGCACCGCCAUCACUACCACCAGCCGUACCAGCCUAGAGCACCGGAGACGCAGACGCACUUGCCGGAGCCGCAGCUGCAGCAGCUGCAGCAGUUCCAGCAGCACCAGCGCACGGCGUCGGGCUCGCUGUACGAGGGCGAGCGGUACGCGGUGUGGAAGCGGCAGGAAGCGCCGCCAUACUACGAGGCGCCGCCCGCCGCCUGCUGCCGCCCCGCACACGACCACCUCGCGCUCCAGCACCAGCACCAGCACCAGCAUCAGCUUCAACCUGUCAAGGUCACUGCGGUAUCGGAGACGGUGCGCAAACGUCAGUACCGCGUGGGUCUGAACCUGUUCAACAAGAAGCCGGAGCGCGGCAUCGCGUACCUCAUCUCCCGCGGCUUCCUGGAGAACUCCCCGCGCGGGGUGGCGCGCUUCCUCAUCACCAGGAAGGGCCUCAGCAAGCAGAUGAUCGGCGAGUACCUCGGCAACCUGCAGAACCCCUUCAACAUGGCCGUGCUCGAAUGUUUCGUGAACGAGCUGGAUCUAUCAGGCAUGGCUGUGGACGUGGCGCUGCGCCGCUACCAGGCUCACUUCCGACUGCCGGGAGAGGCGCAGAAGAUUGAACGUCUGGUUGAAGCCUUCGCCCGCAGAUACUGCGUCUGCAACACUGACUUUGUGCAGCGACUGCGCACGCAGGACACUAUAUUCGUGCUGGCGUUCGCAAUAAUAAUGUUGAACACGGACCUGCACACACCGAACCUGAAGCCGGAGGCGCGGAUGUCGCUCGACGACUUUGUGCGCAAUCUGCGCGGUAUCGACGACUGCGGAGACAUAGAUCGCGACAUGCUCGCCGGUAUCUACGACCGUGUCAAGGCCAGCGAGUUCCGACCUGGCAGCGACCAUGUCACACAGGUGAUGAAGGUCCAGGCGACGAUAGUGGGCAAGAAGCCGCACCUGGCGCUGCCUCACCGCCGCCUCGUCUGCUACUGCCGUCUCUACGAGAUACCUGACAUACACAAGAAGGAACGACCCGGAGUGCACCAGCGUGAGGUGUUCCUGUUCAACGAUUUGCUGGUCAUCACAAAGAUCUUCAGCAAGAAGAAGUCCUCGGUGACGUACAGCUUCCGCCAGUCUUUCCCACUCUGCGGCAUGCUCUUCGCUGAGGACCUGCGCGAGAGUGUCGCCGAGAUGGACGAGAUGGAGGCCAUGCGCAUCGAGGGAGAGCUCAACCGUGGCAAGGGACGGCCCAAUGCCAACGCCAGGAACGUGAUGGAGAAUCGUGACAGCGGCGUGGCAGACGUGGAGAUCGACCAUCAGCAAUGUAUGGACCACGUGCAUGUACACGGUGUGGUGGUGCCGCCGCCCCCCGCAGGCCCCGCCCCCGCCGCGCCCUCGCGUCUCUCACAGAACCCGCCGCCCACCAACAUCAUCAAGAGGAACGUGCUCAGCAACUCACUAGUCGAUAUCAAUGAUCCAGUGGCGCUGGCUGCGGAGCGACUGCAGCGGCGCGGAUCAGUGGGCUCACUGGACAGCGGCAUGUCUGUCUCAUUCCAGCAGGGCAGCCGCACUGCGCUGCACGCCACCUCGCCACGACAUCCCAACGAACAGCGCUCGCCAGGUCGUCUCUUCGGCGGUAUAUUCCCCGGGAGACAACGCAAGCUGAGCGCGAGUGGAGUCCCCGACACCAAGGGACAAGUCGGCAAGAGCACCGAGGUCUAGAUCACACGGAAUAUUCCAGAAUCUCCAAGUCGAUGUAUUCCAGAAAACCGAAAUCGGAAUAUUCUAGAAUUAAAAAUAUUCCGCAAACUACUUUUGAUGUCUUCAGCGAGAUGCAUCGUUUUUUCUUAAGUGCCAUCUUUAAUAAUCCAAGUUUUAAGAGUAUUUUGUUGCUGACGCUACUACAUGUAUAUGUUUAAAACAUUUUAAACCUUGUUUCCUCGAGAUAAGGUACAUUUUGUACUAACACGUAACUCCGAAGUGGUAAUCACAUGUUAUUUAUAAUUGCAAAGUUAUUUACAAUUAAGAAAUAAGCUAAUAAUUUCUUGAGAAUUUUACGAAAAAAAUAAGCUUAA
Molecule: messenger RNA, 3873 nt
Organism: Papilio xuthus (Asian swallowtail)
Lineage: Eukaryota; Metazoa; Arthropoda; Insecta; Lepidoptera; Papilionidae
Gene: siz
Product: Brefeldin-resistant Arf-GEF family protein schizo
Exons: 22
Coding region: 434-3520 (1028 amino acids)
Biological process (GO): regulation of ARF protein signal transduction; actin cytoskeleton organization
Molecular function (GO): guanyl-nucleotide exchange factor activity
Source: RefSeq, a predicted model, not a curated record